CCUCUUGAUAUCAGACAGGAUUCCAUAGUCCUGUGUGUUGGUCCAGAGGUCCCUGGAUGCAGUCGGUUACUGGGACUGUGUGUGGAAGCACCAGGGCAUUGGCGGGUGGGGCCCUCAGGGACCAAAAAGAGGGCUCCGCGGUGGAGAGAGAGCUGGCCUACUGACUGGGUUUGCAAGGACACAUCGGGCACUCUUCCGCCUUGUCUGGCUGCCCCAGCAUCCGUGGAAAGAGAGGGGACCCUGGGCCCACCCGGGACACGGUGGGAUCUCCAACUUCUCAGGGCCUGAGGAUCAGGCUGCCCCGGAGCGGCCCUAGGCCGCCUCCUCGCGCUCACUCCCCCUCGCUCCUCUCUCGCUCUCUCGCUCUUUCUCCUGCUCGCUCUCUCGCUGGCUCGCUCGGGCCCCAGCCCCCGCCCUCCGCUAGCUCGCCGCCCGCGGCUCCUCCUCACUCGCCCGUCGCCCGUUCUUGGUGCAGCUCGGCCAGAACCACCGCGGGCUGCGCGUCCACCAGGAGCCGCUGCCUCGACCCUACUGCCCGGUUCGCUCUGCCCGGAUUCUUCUGUCCGGAUCCCUCUGCUUGUACCCCGCUGCACCGAUUCCUCUGCCUGGACCUCGUUCUGGAACUCGGAUGCUUGGAGCCUUCUGCUCACAUCCCUCUGCCUGAACCACGCUGCCAGAAUCCUGCUGUCUGGAUCCUUCUGCCUGGACCCCGCUGCCUGGAUCCCUCUGACUGGUUCCAGCUGUCCGGAUCCUUCUACCUGGACCCCACUGCUCGGGUCCUUCUGUUUGAGCCCCGCCAAACGGAUCUCCCGGUGAGGAGCCCGGCUCCACAGCCACGAUGCCCGUGGCACGGCCACACACCGCGGGACCCGGCAGGAUCACUCUGCUUCUGGUCACUCUGCUACUAGGGAACCCGGUGGCAGCUCAGGAGGAAGAUGGUGGUCCAGAGGGAGACACACACCCUUCCACAGCCUACCUCCUGCCCUCUGCCUCGCUGGAGAGCAACAUGGAAGAGGGGGUGACAUCAGUAGUCCCAGGACCCCUGCCAUCCCAGAAAGCACUGGAAAUGCUGGAGGGGUCAUUGCCCCCUGCACUCCCUGAUGAGGGCAGUGUCCCACACACCCCAGCCCUCAGGAAGGGCCUGCCGUCCCUGAAGCAACUCAACUCGGCCCGGAAGCAGCUGAGGCCCCUGGUCACCCCGACAACUCUGCAGAGACUAGGGUCCCCUGCCUCAGCCACCACAAAGCCGCGUGUGCCUGGGGACCCUGAACAGCCCACAGAGCCUGCUCCAUUGCAGAUAGUGCCCUUCACCACACUGGUGACCUCGCUCCCGAACAGCCCGGAGCCUGCACAGGCCCCCGACGACAGCAGCCCGGGGAGCCUGCAGGACAAGGGUGACAAUGAGCUGACCGGGUCUGCUUCCGAAGAGAGCCAGGAGACCACCACGUCCACCAUUAUCACCACUACCAUCAUCACCACGGAGCAGGCCCCAGCUCUCUGCAGCGUGAGCUUCUCUGAGCCCGAGGGAUACAUUGACUCAAAUGAUUUCCCACCUCAGCCUCUCGGCAGCUUCCUGGAGUGCACAUACAAUGUGACGGUCUACACGGGCUAUGGAGUAGAACUGCAGGUGAAGAGUGUGAACCUAUCAGAGGGGGAACUGCUUUCCAUCCGUGGGGUGGACGGCCCCACCCUGACAGUCCUAGCCAACCAGACUCUCCUGGUGGAGGGCCAGGUGAUCCGUAGCCCCACCAACGCCAUCUCUGUCUACUUCCGGACCUUCCAGGAUGAUGGGCUCGGGACCUUCCAGCUGCACUACCAGGCUUUCAUGCUGAGCUGCAGCUUCCCCCGCCGGCCCGAGGCCGGAGAUGUCACGGUGAUGGAUCUGCACUCUGGUGGGGUGGCCCACUUCCACUGCCACCUGGGCUACGAACUGCAGGGAGCCAAGACUCUGACCUGUAUCAAUGCUUCCAAACCCCACUGGAGCAGCCGGGAGCCUGUCUGCUCAGCCCCGUGUGGAGGAGCUGUGCACAACGCCACUAUCGGCCGAGUCCUCUCCCCCAGUUACCCUGGAAACGCCAACAGCAGCCAGCGCUGCGUGUGGACCAUCGAGGCUCCAGCGGGUCAGAAGCUGCACCUGCAUCUGGAAAGGCUUCUGCUUCAGGAGAAGGACAGGAUGAUUGUCUACAGUGGACAGACAAACACAUCGGCCCUCCUGUACGACUCGCUGCGAACGGAAAGUGUGCCCUUUGAGGGCCUGCUGAGCGAGGGCAGCAGCAUCCGCAUCGAGUUCACGGCUGACCAAGGCCAGGCAGCCUCUGCCUUCAACAUCCGCUUUGAGGCCUUUGAGAAAGGUCACUGCUAUGAACCCUACAUCCAAAACGGGAACUUCACCACGUCAGACCCAACCUAUAACAUCGGCACCAUUGUGGAGUUCACCUGCGACCCUGGCCACUCUCUGGAGCAGGGCCCAGCCGUCAUUGAAUGUGUCAAUGUGCGUGACCCAUACUGGAACGACACGGAACCUCUAUGCAGAGCCAUGUGUGGUGGGGAGCUCUCUGCCGUGGCUGGAGUGGUGCUGUCUCCAAACUGGCCAGAGCCCUAUGCAGAAGGUGAAGACUGUGUGUGGAAGAUUCACGUGGGGGAGGAGAAGCGGAUCUUCUUGGACAUUCAGUUCCUGAACCUGAGCAACAGUGACAUCUUGACCAUCUAUGAUGGUGAUGAGGUUGUGCCCCAUGUCCUGGGCCAGUACUUCGGCAACAGCAGCCCUCAGAAGCUGUACUCCUCCACGCCGGACCUCACCAUCCAGUUCCAUUCAGACCCCGCCGGCCUCAUCUUUGGCAAGGGCCAGGGAUUUAUCAUGAACUAUAUAGAGGUGUCACGGAAUGACUCCUGCUCAGAUUUGCCCGAGAUUCAAAAUGGCUGGAAAACCACUUCCCACACUGAGCUGGUCAGGGGAGCCCGGAUCACCUACCAGUGCGACCCCGGCUAUGACAUCGUGGGGAGCGACACUCUCACCUGCCAAUGGGACCUGAGUUGGAGCAGCGACCCCCCAUUUUGUGAAAAAAUUAUGUACUGCACUGACCCCGGGGAGGUGGAGCACUCCACCCGCCUCAUCUCCGACCCCGUGCUGCUGGUGGGCACCACCAUCCAGUACACCUGCAGCCCUGGGUUCGUUCUUGAAGGGAGCUCGCUUCUCACCUGCUACAGUCGCGAGACAGGGACUCCCAUUUGGACAUCCCGCCUGCCCCACUGUGUCUCUGAGGAGUCCCUGGCAUGUGACAAUCCAGGGCUGCCUGAGAACGGCUACCAGAUCCUAUACAAGAGGCUGUACCUGCCCGGAGAGUCCCUCACCUUCAUGUGCUACGAGGGCUUUGAGCUCAUGGGCGAAGUGACCAUCCGCUGCAUUCUGGGACAGCCGUCCCAUUGGAGUGGGCCCCUGCCCAUCUGUAAAGUUAACCAAGGCAGUUUCGAACACGCACUGGAAGUAGCAGAAGCGGCAGCAGAGUCCUCGCUGGAGGGCGGGAACAUGGCGCUGGCCAUCUUCAUUCCGGUCCUUCUCAUCUCCUUGCUGCUGGGAGGAGCCUACAUCUACGUCACGAGGUGCCGACAGUACUCCAGCCUCCGCCUGCCCCUCAUGUACUCCCACCCCUACAGCCAGAUCACCGUGGAAACUGAGUUCGACAACCCCAUCUAUGAGACCGGGGAAACGAGAGAGUAUGAAGUUUCCAUCUAACAAGAGUUGCCCUGGAAAGGGGGACUUGAGAGAUGGACAUGCAGACACGGACCGUCGGGACCUCCUCGGACAUCCAUCAGAGACCUCGUGGCACUGGGCUGCAGCUAUCAUAGCAGCCAUCUCUUCCUCUACACUUUUGAUUCAAAGAUUCACUGUUUCUUCGCACUAUUUACUAUAUUUAAAAUUGAAGGAAUUGAAAUCGGUGAAUUUGGUACACUGGGGCUGCAGCCAAGGUCACACGACAGCCUCCAUUCCCAAGGCAAACAUCAGCAGGUAACAGCACAGCGGCGAGCAGGUCCGGUUGGAUCAGCAGUGCCUCACUUGGGCUGCACCACCCUGUAUGGUCUUCAGCAGCAGGCCGUGGCAUACUUGGUACAAACAGGAGCCCCAGGGUUGUCGGAAUGUCUCUUGCAGGGCUGCCUUGGAGGAAUUUAAGCCUGAGUACUUAAGCCCAGUUAUUUCUCCUCCAAAACAAAACCCAUGUCCUCUUCUCCCAUUUUAAAAGUGUUUGAAAGUUUGGGCCCACCCUCUCCAUCCCACGGCCUCCAAAGGCAGCAAAGAUUUGCUAAGCAUUCUCUGGGCUCAAGCGACACUGGACAGGUGAGAAAAUGGCCUCUUUCUUAAAAAGGGAUAAGCCCCAAGGAGGACUGUCAGGGAGGAGGCACAGGGAUCUUGGGGAAGGGGACUCCAAAGAGGGAUGGAUGCCAGGUGAGCUGUGACUGGAACCCACCUCUCCUGGCAGGGUCUCCCUGAGGCUAGGGUCAUGAAUCCCUGGCAGCUUGGACUCCAGAGUCACAGGAUCUGCUGUGGGGUAUCCUGACCUCGAAGCCAGGGAUCAGCUCUGACUCUCACCUGGAGUUUUAGACUGUCUGGACCUUUGCCCUAGGUGGGACUUACAUACAUAAGAUGUUACCUCCAGCUUCCCUUGUUCUCACGUGCCCCUUGGCAGGGAAGGUGCUGAGUUAGAGAGUCCUCCCUGGCCUCUGCGGCUCUGAGUCGGGGAACGGCACCAGGGCCCCAGCAGAGGCCGUGUGUACAGAGUGGGGUGGAAACCACAGGAGAACAAGGCCCAAGACCCAGAUUGAACCUCAGUAAAGACAGUGUUUCCAAUGGCAGGCCCUCCUUAGUUUUCAGGGUCCUCAGAACCCAAAUCCAGGGCAGCCAGAGGCCAUGGCUCUCCAGAAGUUGGUUUUCUAAGUACAGUGAUGAAGAAAGGUGUAGGGUUAGGUGCUGGGGGGAACAGGAGGUAUGAGGGGCAGUGAGCAUGUGCGAACCAUGUGGUGACCAGGAGGGGCUCAUCUUCCUUCAGGAAAGCCCCCUGCAUGUGUAUGCCUGACUGCUGUGGCUGGGGGUUUCUGGCCACAGUGGAACCAGAGGAGAAACCAUGCAGGCUCUAGGGAGCAGGGAUUCUUUGGGAAAGACCCCACUUGUGAAUAAUGUGACCUUUCUCCCAGAGGCAGAAGCUAUUUGAGAUGCUUCCAUCCCCAGCCCUGGUCACCUGUGAACUCUGUCCUUGCUGUUUCAUUUCUGUCUGCUCUAUGGCCCUGGGAAAACUAAGCACUCAACUUCUGUGAGGUCUGACCAUGUGUGAGGCCCUUCUAACCUGCUCCUCAAAGCUGACCAGGUCAUGACCGGGACAUUUCUUGACUACUGGGUUGGAUAAAAAAAAAAAAAAUGUUGCUUUCUUUUUUUGCAGAAUACCAAUGUCUUAGUUCUGUCUUGGUGGUACAGUCUCUGUAAUCAUGGUUUGAAAUGUGUUCUAGCCUAGAGGUGAAUCAUGCGCGCUCACAAUGUGCAGCGAUUGAAAGGACAUGUUGGUGUCUAUUAUUUUUAAAUACCUGACUAUGUAUUUGUAACAUGUAAAGGUUUGAAGCAAAAACAAAACAAAAACAAACAAAAAACCUGUUCUACCAGUGCCGAAUAUAUACAAGGCAUCUCAUCACGGCCCAUCCCUGUCUGUUUUUACAAGAAGGAAAUUUGAAACUAUGGGGAUUAAAUAUUUUUGAACUGGAUACACUCGUGAGCCCUCCCACAAGCAGUAAGCUGUUCUGACAUCACGUUUACAAGGUGCAGGCUUCCCGAAUGUGGGCAUCCUUCAUGCUGAUGACGCAGGCUGCACCAGUCAGCAUUACCUGUGCUUUCACGUGCAGAGCCCCUCCCUCUUCUGCCGGGAGCUCAUCUUCCCCCCUCAGCUUCCUUUGUGGUAAACUCACUUUGCCAGCAUAAGUAUUCUGAACUCUGUCUGGGGGCCAUCUUUCCAAGUGAUCCCACCCCGAGCCUUUGAAACCAGCUCUUUAGAGAGUUCACAAACCUCAGGAGACAACUCUGGAGACCCACACACAGCCCUGGAGAAAGAGAAAGGUUACAGCCACAAUGGUGGCACCACGGGAACUCCGACGAACCUGGAUAGCUUCAGAGACCAUAGGCAAAACGACCUCUCCUUUGGGCAUGACCUUUCUGCGUCUUUGCUGAGGCCCAGUGAGAUGGCACUCCACGUCUGGUCCUGUGUGGCACAGCACCCGCAGAGGUGGGCGUCUUCUUGGAUGCUUGCUUUUUCAUUUAUCAUCAAACAGAAUAAUAAAAAAGCAAACUUUCUAAGCUAGAAAACUGAAAUGAAGUCAUUUUCCACUUUGUAUAUAUUGCUGCUAAUAAAACAGAUAUAAAAGAGUGGUGGAUGUGGAUUUUGUUCCCAAGGCUCCAGGGUGACACCAAGGGCCAUGUUUCCAGCUUCUGAGGAUUGGGGUGUGGUACUUCAGAUGCUGAGGUAAGACUUGCCCUCUCUACAGUGCCAUAGGCCAUGUUUAAGACCUAUCUGAGGGAAUUGCUACCAACACAGCCAGGACUUCAGUCUCAGGCAGUCUCGACAAAAGCUGUGGAGACAGCAGGUUCAACAUCAGUAUGCUUGUUCAUCUCCUGUUCUGUGGGGAGUCUUUUUCUGGCUUGAAGUGGCCCUUUUUAUGCAGUCUUUUCAUAGCUGAGGGGAGUAGAGAGAGGAAAGGAGGGAGGGGCAGAAGGAGGGGGGAGGGAGCUGGUCCCAAGAAAAUCCAUCCCAGUAGACCCCAAGACUCAGGCAUGAUCUGCUUCCUUCAGUCCUAGAGGCCCCCAGGUUAGGACAGCAUCACCCCCAUGGCUCUGCAACAGGCUACCCUAUUCCCACACUCUCUGUCUCUGGGUACCAAAGGAGAAAGCAGAGUUAAUGGACCAGGUCCAGUGAUGUGGUUCAGUGGUAAAGGUGUUUACCAAGCCUGAUGAUGUGAGUGUGAUCCUGGGCCCCACAAGGUUGGAGAAAGCUAACUCUAGCUCUACUCUGACGUCCUCGUGCAUGGUGUGUGUCUCAUACACAUAGCAAACAAGCACACCAAAAUAAGUGUAAUUUAAUAUUUUUUAUUCAAUAGACCAAAAGAGUCAAAGCCAUCCAUGAAGAUACACGUUUUCUUUUCCUGUAAUAAUGUAUUUGAAUACUAGAUAAUUUUCAAAUGUGUUACCAGAUAGAUCAUUUCUAAGGUGGAAAAAUGGAGGGGGGGGGAGACAUGUUCCUGGAUUCCAGCAGGGGGAGACAGAGGCAGGAUUAUUAACUCAAGUCUGUCCUGGGCUACAUAGUAAGACUGUAUCUCAAGAAAACAAACCAAACAAAAGUUUCCAAAGAUUACAAAGUUUUCAGUUCAUGUAUCUGAACUAGUAGACUUUCUCAGUAAACAUGAAUAAAGAGAUGUGUUUGUUCUUCUAUCA
This is a messenger RNA of Microtus ochrogaster (prairie vole), 7462 nucleotides long. It is a transcript of the gene Sez6l, whose product is annotated as seizure related 6 homolog like. The record is from RefSeq and is a predicted model, not a curated record. Gene Ontology annotation, biological process: regulation of protein kinase C signaling; synapse maturation. Lineage: Eukaryota; Metazoa; Chordata; Mammalia; Rodentia; Cricetidae. Gene Ontology annotation, cellular component: endoplasmic reticulum; neuronal cell body.